UUUUUCGUCACACAUUAUCUUUUUCAUUCUUUGUCCACAUACAAAACUUCCCAAGAUGGUUGCACUUAGUGUGAAAAAGAAUCUACUAAUCCUUGUUCUAGUCGGAAUCCUAGCCGGAUUUGUGCCUGGAUAUGUGAAGGGUCAAUCUGUAGCUGAUAUUGUGACCCAAGAUUUCUUUAAUGGGAUAAUUAAUCAGACUGAUGCAAGCUGUGCAGGGAAGAACUUCUACACAAGAGCAGGUUUUCUUGAUGCUCUCAAUUCAUAUAAUCAAUUUGGAAAUCUUGGUUCUGCAGAUGAUUCCAAGCGUGAAAUUGCAGCUUUCUUUGCUCAUGUUACUCAUGAGACUGGACAUUUUUGCUACAUAGAGGAGAUCAAUGGUGCCUCACAAGACUACUGUGACGAGAGCAACACACAGUAUCCAUGCAACCCUAACAAAAAAUACUUUGGCCGUGGACCACUUCAGCUAACAUGGAAUUACAAUUACGGGGCAGCUGGAACUAGCAUUGGAAUCGACUUAUUAAACUCUCCUGAAACUGUUGCUACAGACGUGACUGUUUCUUUUAAGACCGCCUUGUGGUUUUGGAUGACCAAUGUUCGUCCAGUUGUAAGCCAAGGUUUUGGUGCAACCAUUCGAGCCAUCAAUGGUGCCAUUGAAUGCAAUGGUGGAAACUCCGGUGCUGUCCAAGCCCGUGUCCAGUACUACACUCAAUAUUGUAACCAACUUGGUGUUGCUCCAGGCGAUAAUCUCACUUGCUAGGAGCCUAGGAGCACCAUUUGUGUUCUUUUAUCUUUUAAGUACCUAUGCUUGUUUAGAUUUGAUGGAAAUAAUUACUGCCAACUAGCCUUGUUGGUAAAAUUGGGAUCAAGUUUCACUUGCACCCUACUCCUAAGAAGAGAAUUAUCUCUCAUUGUAUAGCCCAUAGUUCCAAUGGGCAUAUAAAUAAAGAAAAUAAAGAGUAUUAUAAUUUA
Messenger RNA from Quercus robur (English oak), 969 nucleotides. RefSeq names its product endochitinase EP3-like. NCBI's taxonomy places the organism in Eukaryota, Viridiplantae, Streptophyta, Magnoliopsida, Fagales, Fagaceae. Gene Ontology annotation, biological process: cell wall macromolecule catabolic process; carbohydrate metabolic process; chitin catabolic process. Gene Ontology annotation, molecular function: chitinase activity. The record is from RefSeq and is a predicted model, not a curated record. The coding region runs from base 56 to 757 and encodes 233 amino acids. The transcript is spliced from 3 exons.